This is a messenger RNA of Cetraspora pellucida, 408 nucleotides long. Lineage: Eukaryota; Fungi; Glomeromycota; Glomeromycetes; Diversisporales; Gigasporaceae. The record is from the annotation of a GenBank genome assembly.
CACAAGUCAGAUAAAUGUCAAGAUUCUAUUAAUGAAAUAAAUACUCAUUUAAAUGAAGUAUCUGAUCAUGAGCUUCAAAAAAUACAUAGUAUUGUCUGUAAUGACAAAAACAUUAAUAAAUUAAACUCAUCCAACACAUAUAAUGCCAUAAUUAACACUAUUAAAGAAUUACCUAAAUUCAAUCUAAAAUCAGUAUUCUCUCUUUUGUGCACUAUAAGAUAUUUAUAUGGAAAAAAUAAAGAUCAAAUAAUAUCAUCUUAUUUACAAAACAAAGCUUCUCAAUACUUAUUAAAUUCACUUUAUAAACCUAAACAAUCAUUUGAUCAAUUAAGUUCUCAGAAUAAACAGCUUAAAUAUGAUCUUAAUAAACUUGAACAGUCUAAAAAAAAUAUAGUUCAGAAAGUUUAA